Molecule: messenger RNA, 4602 nt
Organism: Drosophila ficusphila
Lineage: Eukaryota; Metazoa; Arthropoda; Insecta; Diptera; Drosophilidae
Product: Krueppel homolog 1-like
Exons: 4
Coding region: 1193-3667 (824 amino acids)
Biological process (GO): regulation of transcription by RNA polymerase II
Cellular component (GO): nucleus
Molecular function (GO): DNA-binding transcription activator activity, RNA polymerase II-specific; RNA polymerase II cis-regulatory region sequence-specific DNA binding
Source: RefSeq, a predicted model, not a curated record
UUCUCGUAUUUCUUGACGAGCAGGCAACGCGGACGGACGUUCUCCGGGAACUUGGACCUCGAGUAGUUUUAGAAGCCAAAGCUCAUCAUCUGUGCUCAGUAGCUGCAAAUCGCAAAGAACAUCCAACGCUCAGCAAGUCGCAAUACCAAUUGAUCUCGUUUGCCUUAUAAGAAAGUCAGUGGAAGCGGCUGAAAUCUGUUAACCAAUAUUUUUCCAUCGCAAGUGCAAUUUCUAAAUCAAUUUUUUAAGUUGUGUAUACAUGUUAACUAAAGACUGAAAACCAGUAUCAAAUACACUCGGCUCUGGCAACGGAAGUCCAACAUCGAACAAAUAAUAAAGAACCGAGCCGAGCCGCAAAAGCAAACUUAGGAAGUGCAAAGAAUCAAAUACGUUCGUACGUAAUGUGUAUACCCCCGCAUCCGCAUACAUACACAACAACCUAGGUCAAUAUCGUUUAUAGUGGCGUGUGUGUGUGCGCAAGAUAACAACAACGCCGCUAGUUGCCCAGCAGAUAAUAAAUAGCAAUCACAUAACACUCGCUCAUUGGACCACCACCACUCGUGACUAGAACAUAUUCACGGAAAUCGGAAAACAACAACGGGCAACUUCAGCGCCGAGCGCCGAGAGCAGCACGAUUCUAAACUUGAAAAUAAUAAUUUUAUAAUAUCACGCCGCGAAGGUUGUCAGCGAGUGCUCGGCCGACGAGAGCCGAGCGCCCCCGAAUGCUCCACAUCAAGUAUACGUACGAUCGCCCGCUCAGCGAUUUUCAGCUGCGCCAGUGCUAACAAAAACAAAAACAAUAACAAUAACAAUAACAACCUAACAAUAACGAAACGGAAAACACAAAUGUCCCUCUUCUAACGGUCUCAGUCCCAGUGUAUUUUGUAAUUGGUCAUCGUCGAGCGAGAGAAAGAGAAAGAGAGAACUGUCGCAGCGACUGCGAUUACGGUUCUGGUCGUCGAACGCGCCGCAGUGAAAAAGUUUCGGCGGAAAACACUUGCCUCUGGUCGAUUUGCGUGUUUGGACGCGCGACUCUUAUAGAACUCUUAUAGAACUUUAAAAUAUCUGCGAAUCAGCCAACAAGUGUUCACAAAUCGCCAACUACAUCAGCUCCACUUUGGAUUACCCUUCGCAGUGAACAAGGACCUCUAUUAACCAAUUUACAGGAUUUUAUGAUUCAUCCACAACCAACAUGGUCUACUACUCCGCCAACCAGCUGCUCAUAAAGACGGAACAGUCCAGUCAGGCGCAGCUCUGCCUCCAGGUGCCGCCUCCCCUGACGGCGACGACCUCGGGCGUGGGCCUCGGAGCGCCUCCGACCGGCGGGCAGCAGGAGCAGUUCGAGCUGUUGCAGACGCCCCAGCAGCGGCAACUGCAACUUCAGCUGCAGGACCAGCACCACCAGCAUCAGCAGCACCACCAGAACCACCAGGAGCAGCAGCAGUACGCCAGCUACCAGCUGGCCAUCCAGCAGCAGAAGCAGCAGCAGCAACAUGAAAGUAUUACGUCGACGACCCCGACGGUGGGUCGGAUCAAGACGGAGCCGUGCGCCGGGUUCCCCGCAACAGCGGCGGCGGCGGCGGCGCAGGGCCGGAAGCCGAGCGCCCCCAAGCCGCAGUUCAAGUGCGAGCAGUGCGGCAUGACCUUCGGCAGCAAGUCGGCCCACACCUCGCACACGAAGUCGCACGCCAAGAACGCGGACCUCUCCUUGAACGGGGGAAGCGGGGUGGUCGGCGGGGCAGCGGCAACCUCCUCGUCCGCGGCCAUCGAGCUGAACGACGCGGGGCUGCCGGUGGGCAUUCCCAAGAGCCCGACCAUCAAGCCGCUGGCCAACGUGGCCGCCGGAGCCGAUCCCUACCAGUGCAACGUGUGCCAGAAGACCUUCGCGGUGCCCGCCAGGCUGAUCCGCCACUACCGCACCCACACUGGCGAGCGGCCGUUCGAGUGCGAGUUCUGCCACAAGCUGUUCAGCGUGAAGGAGAACCUGCAGGUGCACCGGCGCAUCCACACCAAGGAGCGGCCGUACAAGUGCGACGUCUGCGGACGGGCCUUCGAGCACUCCGGGAAGCUGCACCGCCACAUGCGCAUCCACACCGGCGAGCGGCCGCACAAGUGCUCCGUCUGCGAGAAGACGUUCAUCCAGUCCGGCCAGCUGGUGAUCCACAUGCGCACGCACACCGGCGAGAAGCCGUACAAGUGCCCGGAGCCGGGCUGCGGCAAGGGCUUCACCUGCUCCAAGCAGCUCAAGGUGCACUCGCGGACGCACACGGGCGAAAAGCCCUACCACUGCGACAUCUGCUUCCGCGACUUCGGCUACAACCACGUGCUCAAGCUGCACCGCGUGCAGCACUACGGCUCCAAGUGCUACAAGUGCACCAUCUGCGACGAGACCUUCAAGAACAAGAAGGAGAUGGAGGCGCACAUCAAGGGCCACGCCAACGAGAUUCCCGACGACGACGCAGAAGCGGAGGCUUCGGCGGCAACGGUCUCUGCGUCCGCAUCCGGUUCUGGAUCCGGAUCCGCGAACUCCUCUGCCGGCUCGCCUUCCCUGCAGGGAGUCAGCAGCAAUUCCGAGAGCAGCAACCCCUCGCCGCCCAGCUCGCCGCCGGCCACGAAGAAGCCUCGCCAGGCGCGCCAGCCGCGGGGCUCCAAGGCCCUGGCGGCAGCUCCCUCCAUCGCCUCCUCCGCACCACUCUCGCCGAGCUCGCUGAGCUCCACGUACUCGCCCUCGGCCAGCAGCCUCGCCUCGCCGCCGCCCAGCUCGGGCCACUACCUGCCCGCCCAGCUGGAGGCGGACGCCGUGAGCCGCGACAGCGGUGUGUCGAGCGCCCAGCCCGCCCACGGCGGCUUCGCGGACGAGGAGCUCCCCACGGACCUGAGCAUGCAGCAGCAGGGUCAGACGCCCCCGCAGACCUUGGCUGGCUACUACCAGGCCCCACCGAGCCUCCUGGAGCUCCAGCCCCAGGCUCAGGCUCAGGUUCAGGCUCUGGCUCAAGCUCAAGCCCAGGUCCAGGCUCCUGGCCUCACGAUCAACCCCGCCCUGCUGGAAGCGGCCAACAUGGCCCGUCGCCACCACGAGAACGACGACCAGGUGCAGGACGAGGACGUGCACGCAGCCGCCUGGCAGAUGAUGCAGCUGCGCCGGGGCCACGGCUCCCUGCCCCCGACGGAGCCGCAUGCGCAGACCCACCAGCCCCAGGUGCCCACUCUGCACGUCAGCGACCUGGCCGCCAACUACGACGACACCCACGAAGCCACCGUGCUGAUCGAGCACUUCAAGCGGGGGGAUCUCGCUCGCCACGGACUGCACAAAGGCUAUGCGCCCGUACCCAAAUAUCAGUCCGCUCUCCCGAACCCCGACAUCGUGCGACGCGUGGAGGCGGCAAUCGGCCUGCGCUCCAGCACGGAGUCCCCCGAGCGGAGCUCCUCGCCGGAGAGUGACUCCCUGAUGAUGGCCGAUCGCAACGUGAUGACGCUGCCGCUGCGCAAGCGCAAACACUACAUGAACAAGGGCGACGACUGCCAGCUGGAGUCGGAGAAGGCCCUGGGUUCCGGAGGAGACGGGUCCGCCUCCGCCGGUGCCGCAGCUGCGGUUGGCGCCGGGGAAGGACCCGGGUCGAAGGUGAUGCGAAUGAGCUCGGUCAUCCAGUUCGCCAAGGCCUCUUAGGGGUCCGCGGCCGCUCCCCAAUCAGCAUUAAGACUGUCCAAACAAAUUCUAACUGAAAUUAGCUUAAGUUUUUUCUCCGAGGUUAAAGGUUAGGCCAAGAAAAAAAGAAAAAGAGAAAGAAAGAGAGAUAGAGCAGGAGAGAGGGAGAUAAUUUUCUAGCAAUGAAAAUGAAAAGAAAAUGCCAAAAGUAUUAUAAAAAGAGAAAUUUGUUUUUAAAUUACUAUUACUUCCUAUUACGUUUUACUGGAACUUAAGGCGGCUUGUUCCGAUUUUUGUUGAAUGUUUGCUUUGAACAAUUCUCCUCCCACCACUGUAAAAUUUUCAUUUCAAUUUGGCAAGUAUAGUUUGUUUUCCUGUGUUGUCACUUAGUCAAAUUGCAGCAAUUGGCAUUAUGCGUAUUAAGCAUUAGCAUAUGUAACUAAGUUAAAUAUAUUAUAUAUACAUAAGAUCACUUAACCAGACCCAAUCCCUAAUUAUACAACUAAUAAUAAAAAGGUAUGCAAAGGCGGCCAUAUUGGCACAGAAUAUUUAUAAAUACGAUUAACACCUAUUUAUUGUCGAGAUGAACUCUGCUCGCCAAACUUUGACCUUCCCCUCCAAAAUUUGAGUCAGCACCAUCGUCGACAUCAAGUAUCCAUAAUUUUAUAUGCAUUUUAUAUCUGAUAUGUAAUGGCACAUAGACACUAACUAAGAGCGUAAUGAAACGGAUUGGUAAUUUUAAUUUUACAACGGAGAAUAUUGAACUGAUAAAUAAAAAGAAAGCAAGCAUAAUUAGGUUUAUACAUUUUCAAACAUCAAAUUUAAAUUUAGUGCGCCAGUACAUAAUUUUUGUAAACGCAGAGUUAAUAUUUAGGUCUGAAUUGUAAAAUCAAAUAUUGCAAAACGCAAAUGAAAUCAGAAAGUCAAUAAACAAGCAUGGAUUAAUAAAUAAAAAA